AAGUCAAAAGUGCGCGGAAUAUGGCGGUUACUACUGCGCGUGAGUGCCCGCCUUGUUCAUCGUAAUGCUUGAAUAGUGUCGGCGAAAGGCGUGAGAAAAAGACUGAGGCGCCAAGAUGCACAUCAAGAGCAUCACCAUCGACGGCUUCAAGUCGUACGGACAGCGGGUCGACAUCAAGGGAUUCGACCCGCUCUUCAAUGCCAUCACGGGACUCAACGGCAGUGGCAAAAGCAACAUCCUGGACUCGAUAUGUUUCGUGCUCGGCAUCAGCAACCUGUCGCAGGUGCGUGCCGUCAAUCUGCAGGACCUGGUGUUCAAGAACGGGCAGGCGGGCAUCACGAAGGCCACGGUUUCCAUCACCUUCGACAACCGCGACCAGCGCCAGAAGCCCGUCGGAUACGAACACUACGACGAGUUCACCAUCACCAGACAAGUGGUGGUAGGUGGCAGGAACAAGUACCUCAUCAAUGGUGUGACGGCGACCAGCAACCGGGUGCAGGACUUGUUUGGGUCGGUGCAGCUCAACGUCAACAACCCUCACUUCCUCAUCAUGCAGGGCCGCAUCACCAAGGUGCUGAACAUGAAGCCGCCCGAGAUCUUGGCCAUGAUUGAAGAAGCGGCUGGCACACGUAUGUACGAGAGCAAGAAGCAAGUGGCGCAGCGCACCAUCGAGAAGAAGGAGGCCAAGCUGGCCGAACUGGACAGCGUGCUGAACGAAGAGAUCACGCCCACCCUGAACAAGCUGAAAGAGGAGAGGCAAGCGUACCUGGACUACACCAAGGUGUCGCGAGAGCUGGAUCACCUGACAAAGUUGUACGUCGCGUGGCAGUAUGUCAAGACUGAGGAGCUCAGUCGGACCUCGAAGGAAAAGCUGGAGAAGAUGAAGGCGACCGUCGAGCAGUCCAAGGCCUCCGUCGAAGAGCUGCAGGCCAAGACCAAGGAAAUGAGCAAGCUCAUUGCAGCCAUGGAGCGUAAGAAGGACGAGGAGACGGGUGACAAGCUGGAGACCCUGGAGCGUCGCCUGAAGGAAUGCCAACUGGAGGAGACCAAGGCCAACUCAGACUUGCAGUUCAGCAAGGGGCGCAUCAAGGAGGAGCACAAGACACGCACUGGUCUCCAGAAGAGCGUCGACGAGGACAAGGCCACCAUUGCGAGCAAGGAGAAGCAGGUGGUGAAGUUGCAGGAAACACUCGUCCAGCUGGCCGAGGAGAGCGAGAAGGACGCCGAGGCCAUGGCCGCGGCCCACAAGCACUUCCAGGCGGUCAGCGCUGGUCUCGCGAGCAAUGCCGAGGGAGAGGAGGCCACACUUGCCGAACAGUUGAGGGCUGCCAAGAGCGACAUUGCGGAGGCCGAGACCGAGAGCCGGCAGACGGAGAUGCGGCUCAAGCACUCGCAGGAAGAGGCCAAGAAGAAGCAGGCCGAGUGCAAGAAGACCGAGGCCAGCUACCAGAAGGACGAGGCCAACAACCGCAGCAUCGAGAAAGAGCUCAAUGCGAUACGGGCCCAGCUGAGCAAGCUCAACUACGAAGAAGGCCGUGAGGAGAACCUUCUGAGCCAGAAGCAGCAGUUGCAGCGGGAGAUUCAUGGCUUGCGACAGAACGUCGACAUCUUCGAGGCGAGGAACCAGCACCUGUCGUUCCAUUACACAGACCCCGUGCGAAACUUUGACCGACGGAAAGUCUACGGCCUUGUCUGUGACUUGUUCCAAGUGAAGGACCAGCGUGCUACCCGUGCUCUCGAGAUGGCUGCUGGGGGCAAGCUCUUCAACAUUGUGGUCGACAACGAGGAGACUGGCAAGCUGCUGUUGAAGAAUGGUCGUCUCAAGCGCCGUGUGACCAUCAUCCCGCUGAACAAGAUCACAGGGCGCGACGUUGAACCUCAAGUGAUCAAACGGGCCCAGAGCCUGGUUGGCCGAGACAACGUGUUCUCAGCGCUGUCCCUCGUUGACUACCCACCACACCUGGCGCCCGCCAUGAAGUUUGUGUUUGGUACCACGCUGGUUACAACAAAGAUUGACGACGCCCGCAUUGUGGCGUUCGACAACGGCGUGCAGAAGCGGACAGUCUCGUUCGAUGGGGCCUCUUUCGACCCCUCUGGUGUCAUCUCUGGAGGUGCACAGCCCAAGGGUCCCAGCACGCUGGAAAUGGUCGCCCAGAUCCGGAAAGACCGCACAGAACUGGCAUCUCGGGAGGAGGCCUACGCGAACAUCUCCAAGGAGCUCGCCGGAAUACAGGCCGUGGCGCAAAAGUACAACCGGCUAAAAGAGGAGUCGGACUUGAAGGAGACCGAGUUGGAGCAGCUGCGGAGUCGACUCCAGCAGAGCACACACCACCAGCUUCUGCAGGAAUACCAGGCCCUCCAACAAACCAUCGAGGAGUCGAAGGCCAAGCUCCAGGCUUGCAAGGAGACUCAGAAGAAGGCCUCUGCUCGCGUCAAGGACCUCGAGGAGAAGGUCAAGGAUGCCAAGAACAUUCGAGACCGGGAGCUGAAGGCAGCCGAGCAGCAGAUCUCCAAGUGCAAGAAGAAGGCGGACGAGUCGGCCAAGAAGGCCACUGCCAAGAAGCAGGAAGUGGAAGGGCUCAACUUGGAAAUCCAGGAGCUGGAGAAGUCCAUCGCGAGCUACAGUGAACAGAUGAAGUCGAGCGAUGCAAUGCUGGUCGAACUCGAGGAGAAGCUGGCACAGAACGAACAAAAGCUGGCUGCCGCCAAGGAGAAGGUGAAAGAGGCCGGCGAAGAGGUCAAGGCACAGAAGGAGAAGCUGAAGGCAGCGAGCCGCGAGAUCGCCGAGAAGUACGCUGAGCGAGCCGAGGUCGAGAAGCAGGCCGACCAGCUCAAGCUCAAGAUCCAGCAGUGGGAGCACGACGUGAACAAGAUUGACCGCGAGGCUGGAGAUGCCGUUAAGAAGCUGGAGGACAUGGUCAGUCACUACGAGUGGAUUCCCUCGGAGCGAGUUUACUUUGGCAAGAGCAACACCGAGUACGAUUUCGAGGCCAACAACCCGACCGAUGCUGGGCGACGUAUCCAGAAGCUGUCCGAAACGAAGGAGAAACUGGGCCAGAACGUCAACUCGCGCGCCCAGAACAUGCUGCUGAAGGCCGAGGAAAAGUACCAAGACCUGCUGAAGAAGAAACUUACCGUAAGGCACGACCGGGACAAGAUUAUCGACGUCAUCCGCGAGCUGGACGAGAAGAAGAACAUGGCCCUCAAGGAAGCCUGGAAGAAGGUCGACAAGGACUUUGGCUCCAUCUUCUCGACGCUGCUCCCUGGCACGGAUGCCAAGCUUGUUCCUCCCGAUGGCAUGGACGCGCUUCAGGGUCUCGAGGUCAAAGUGGCAUUUGGUGGCGUGUGGAAAGAAUCUCUGCAGGAGCUCAGUGGAGGACAGCGGUCACUGGUGGCCCUGUCUUUGAUCCUGUCCUUGCUGCUCUUCAAGCCAGCACCCAUCUACAUUCUGGACGAAGUGGACGCCGCGCUUGACCUCUCGCAUACGCAAAACAUUGGCCAGAUGCUGCGUGCCCACUUCAAGCAGUCACAGUUCAUCGUGGUCUCUCUCAAGGAAGGCAUGUUCAACAACGCCAACGUCCUCUUCCGAACAAAGUUCGUCAACGGCAUGUCGACCGUGUCUCGCACGACGCAGAGCAUCGAAGGCAACAAGUGAACGUGGCCUCGCUGCAAUCACUGGGAGCACAUGGUUUUCAUCUUCCCGAUACCUUGUAUAUAUUAUCUCAUCACUCGUAACAUCACUUAAUGGCGAAUUUUAUGGCGCAUUUAUUUUAUGCUUUUAUUCUGCAACAAUGGAUUAGU
Rhipicephalus sanguineus (brown dog tick) is the source of this 3801-nucleotide messenger RNA. RefSeq names its product structural maintenance of chromosomes protein 2-like (gene SMC2). NCBI's taxonomy places the organism in Eukaryota, Metazoa, Arthropoda, Arachnida, Ixodida, Ixodidae. Gene Ontology annotation, molecular function: ATP binding; ATP hydrolysis activity; protein binding. Gene Ontology annotation, cellular component: chromosome. The record is from RefSeq and is a predicted model, not a curated record. Gene Ontology annotation, biological process: chromosome organization.